GAGAUAAACUUGUUAGCAUCAAACCAACACUUGCAACUCAUGGAGACUACACUCCUCAGCUCCACACCUCUGCAACUCAAAAAACUUGACAAAUCUUCUCUCUUUUUGUCAUCUGCAUGCAAAUUUACCAACAGGGUGUGCCUUAAAAGUAAUGUUUUAAGUACUAAAGUGUCACAUUUUUGUAAAAAGUCCUUAAAAGUGUCAGCCAGCUCACAGGCAGCUCCUGCUACUGAGACUGCAACUGCUAGCUCUGUUCCUUCUGUGAUGAAGGCUUGGCUGUAUGAUGAGUAUGGGGGAGUUGAGGUCUUGAAAUUCGAUUCGAGUGUUUCGGUGCCUGAGGUGAAGGAUGAUCAGGUUCUGAUCAAGGUUGCUGCAGCUGCUCUCAACCCUGUGGAUUUUAAGAGGAGACUUGGGAAAUUUAAGGCCACUGAUUCUCCUCUUCCGACGGUGCCAGGGUAUGAUGUUGCUGGUGUGGUAGUAAAGGUUGGUAGCAGUGUCAGUAGUCUAAAGGAAGGGGAUGAAGUAUACGGAAACAUAAGCGAGUUUGCUCUGGAAGGACCUAAACAAUCUGGUUCGUUAGCAGAAUACACUGCUGUCGAGGAGAGACUGCUGGCUUUGAAGCCUAAAAAUCUGUCAUUUGUUGAGGCUGCCAGUCUACCUCUUGCAAUUGAGACUGCUCAUGAGGGUCUCGAAAGGUCUGCAUUUUCAGCAGGUAAAUCGAUUCUUGUUCUUAAUGGAUCAGGUGGAGUUGGUACCCUGGUGAUUCAGGUAGCUAAACAAGUGUUUGGUGCUUCGAGAGUUGCAGCUACAUCUAGCACAGGCAAGCUUGAGUUGCUGAAAAGUUUGGGGGCUGAUUUGGCAAUUGACUACACCAAGGAGAAUUAUGAAGAGCUAGAUGAGAAAUUUGAUGUAGUCUAUGAUGCAAUUGGACAAGGUGAUAAAUCACUAAAGGUUUUGAAGGAGGGAGGUACUGUGGUGGCUCUGACUGGUGCAGUCCCGACGCCUGGUUUCAGAUUUGUUGUCACUUCUAAAGGAUCAGUUCUGACAAAGCUGAAUCCCUAUCUAGAGAGUGGGAAAGUGAAGCCUGUGGUCGACUCUAAGGGGCCAUUCCCAUUUGACAAGGUUGUCGAGGCCUUCUCCUAUAUUGAAACAAAUAGAGCCACAGGAAAGGUAGUUAUAGCUCCAAUUCCAUGAGAUGAGAAAAAUACUACCUAUUUAGGCAUGUACUCUAUGUACACUUCAAUAAAGAUUGCUUGCAAUGGAAAUAUGUCAAGUGUGUUGUACUGCAGAAUUGAGGUGUAGAUAAUGACCUGGCACAACUCCUUUCCAGUAAAAAAAUAAACUUGAAAGUUUUCUAGAAAGUUCUCUCCGGCUAUUAGAUUAACUAUCUUGUGCAUAAACUGGUUCUGUUCUUUCAAAAUCAAGAAGAUAACAAUGGCAAGUGCUUCUCAACUUUGGUUUUACUAUGUUUUGCGACA
Daucus carota subsp. sativus is the source of this 1478-nucleotide messenger RNA. Its product is annotated as 2-methylene-furan-3-one reductase. Gene Ontology annotation, molecular function: oxidoreductase activity, acting on the CH-CH group of donors, NAD or NADP as acceptor; zinc ion binding. NCBI's taxonomy places the organism in Eukaryota, Viridiplantae, Streptophyta, Magnoliopsida, Apiales, Apiaceae. The record is from RefSeq and is a predicted model, not a curated record. The transcript has 4 exons. The coding region runs from base 40 to 1194 and encodes 384 amino acids.